This is a messenger RNA of Lutzomyia longipalpis, 5844 nucleotides long. RefSeq names its product choline O-acetyltransferase (gene ChAT). Gene Ontology annotation, biological process: neuromuscular synaptic transmission; acetylcholine biosynthetic process. Bases 269 to 2128 code for a protein of 619 amino acids. Gene Ontology annotation, cellular component: cytoplasm; neuron projection. The record is from RefSeq and is a predicted model, not a curated record. Gene Ontology annotation, molecular function: choline O-acetyltransferase activity. The transcript has 8 exons. NCBI's taxonomy places the organism in Eukaryota, Metazoa, Arthropoda, Insecta, Diptera, Psychodidae.
GUCUUCAGAAGGACCCAGCAGCGGAGAUUCCGCCCUGUUAUCAAAACUAGGUGGUGCCUUCUUUGGGGGGCCCAAUUCCCCACAGCGGGUCGUCACAAAUAUCCGUGGAUUCCUUGCGAAUCGACUCACUGGGGCAAUUCCCGAUACAGGAUGGCGAGACUCAUUGCUGUCGCUUCCGAAAAAGUGGUUGUCUACAACGGAGUCCACGGACGAGCAUGGCUUUCCCGAAGAACUACCAAAAGUACCUGUACCACCGCUGGAGCAGACAAUGACCGAGUACUUGCGGCUGUUGGAGCCAAUUCUCACGGCACAGCAUCACGAACGCGUAAAAGCGAUCGUGAAGCAAUUCACCGCACCCACAGGACUCGGUCCAAUUCUGCAGGAGUACCUCAUUGAGAAAAGAGAGGCGGAGGCAAACUGGGCCUACAACUACUGGCUCAACGAUAUGUACAUGGAUGUGAGACUUGCCCUGCCGAUUAAUUCAAACCCAGGAAUGGUACUGCCACCACGUAAAUUCACAACUGUCCACGAUGUAGCUCGAUUCUCUGCCCGCUUCAUUGAUGGCAUCAUAAAGCAUAAAGACAUCCUCGAAAGUGGAAAAUUCCCCCAAGAACGAGCCACAUCCCGCGAAAAAGGUCAACCUCUGUGCAUGGCUCAGUAUUACCGUCUCCUUGGCGCCUGCCGUCGUCCGGGUGAUCCCCAAGAUAGCCAAUACCUCCCGGAAGCACGCAUGGAUCAGCAUGUGAUCGUGGUUUGUCGCAAUCAGAUGUACUGCGUUCCCAUCCGUGCCAGUGAUCGUGGGCAGCUGACUGAAGAUGAGAUUGCAUCGCAACUUCUGUACAUCCUCAGUGAUGCUCCGUGCUUGCCAGCUGCUCCACCACCUGUUGGUCUUCUCACGGCACAAGCACGUGAUGAGUGGGCGCACGAUCGGGAAGCUCUGCUGCAGGAUGAGCAGAAUGUCCGGAAUAUCGAGCUGAUUGAGCAAUCACUCAUCCUUCUCUGCCUGGAUGAAUCUCUGCCCAUGUCCUUCAAUGCUCGUGCUACAAAUGGCGACUCAAGUGUGGGGCAUUUUGUUUCUGGGCGCGAUGAGACAAACAUGGAGCAUGAGAUGAUUCAUGGGGGUGGCAGUGAGUACAAUAGUGGGAAUCGGUGGUUUGAUAAAACAAUGCAGAUUAUUGUGUGCAACGACGGUACAUGGGGUCUGUGCUAUGAGCACUCCAUGGCUGAGGGAAUUGCUGUAAUUCAGCUGGUUGAGGGAAUUCUACGUGACAUUGAUGCAAUGGGUAAUGUGGAGGAAGGUGUGGGGCAGCAGCAUCUACCACCGCCUGAACGUCUUGAGUGGGUCAUCAGGCCACCAAUGCAGCGUCGUUUGGUAAUUGCAGCUAAAUCCUUUGAUCAACGCAUUGAGGAUCUGGAUUUCUACGUGUACCGAUACCAAUUUUAUGGGAAGAAUUUCAUUAAAGCCUGCCAAGUUAGCCCUGAUUGCUACAUCCAACUUGCACUGCAGCUAGCUUACUACAAGUUGUACGGGCAUCUGGUCAGCACUUACGAGAGUGCAGGAACGAGAAGAUUCCUCUUUGGACGCGUAGAUUGCAUUCGAUCAGCAACAACAGAAGCUCUUGAAUGGGCAAAGGCAAUGUGUCAGGAUGAAGGACCCAAUGUUCCUCUUGAGAGCGACAAGGAAGACGACGACAAAGAUGCUAAGAGAGUUACCUUCAGCAUCUACAGUAAAGAUCAUCUGAGGGAGCUUUUCCGAUGCGCUGCUGCUCGUCAAACGGAAAUCAUGGUGCAGAAUAUCCUUGGUCAGGGAAUCGAUAUUCAUCUCUUAGGCCUCCGAGAAGCUUGUAAAGAACGUGGAGGUCCACUGCAUGAACUCUUCACCGAUGAAAGCUACAAGAUUGCCAAUUGUUUCCUCCUGUCCACGAGUCAGGUGGCUUGCUCAACAGAUAGCUUCAUGGGGUAUGGACCUGUGACCCCCAAAGGAUACGGAUGCUCCUACAAUCCUUACCCUGAGGAAAUUGUCUUCUGCAUCUCGGCAUUCUUCUCAGCUGAAAAUACCAGCACCACACGGUAUGCAAAGUCCCUACAGGACAGUCUGGGCAUCAUGCGUGAUCUACUAUCUUCGUAAAUUAAUUUUAAAAAGAAAAAAAAACACCCUAAAAACGCUUAUUUAUAAACUCAUCUUCUAAAGAAAAAAAAACUACAAGAAAAACCUUCCGCGGUGGAAGAAAAACAACACACUGAAUCGAAAGCUUUACGAAACACGUGAAAAAAAAUGGAAGCUUGUGCACCAGAAUAUAAUUCUGAAGAGAGAAAAUAUUUAUUAUUAAAAAAAAUCUAUUUAGUGUUGAAAAAAAAAGAGAAUUUAUUGGUGUUAACUAGUUGGAUGAAAAGAAGAACAAAAGAAUAUUGUUAAUUUAGCAAAAAUUAGUUUGUUAAUCUAUUGGGGAAUUUGUGUUGGAACUUUGAGGAAUUUUUGAGAGAAAAACUUUAAGAAGAUUUUUCGGCAAAGAGAUAAAGCCACGCGGUACAUCAUUUUGUGGUUUUUUGCCUAAUAAAAAAAAUUGUAUACAAAGGACAAUUUUGAUGAAAAAAUAAUGAAACCGAAACAUAUCACUUUUGUAGUUUUAAACAGAGAAUUUUUGUGAGAAAGUUGCAAAAAAAAAACUUUCAAAAUGAAAACGAUACAUAUCACUAUCAACGGAUAUUUUGUAGUAAUGGAGACACCAUGUGGGGGUGUUGUAGAAAUGCCUAAAAUGUUGUAAAAAUAUUUACCAGAAUUGUAUGAAAUAAUAUUGAGAUGUUUACAAGAAAAAAAAGUAGGUAAAUGUGUAGUUGUAGAUAAAAAAAAAAGUAGAGAACCACUGCGUGUAUUAGCAAUAUCACAAAUUCUAGUUUAGUAAACCACCAAAAAAAUCAAGACAUAAAAUAACGAGAAUAUUUAUUGGAAAAUGUUAUUAUUGAAUGUUUUUUCGUGGACAAAGCGUUUUCUUGGAUCCCUCCUUAACUAAUAAAAAACACCGAAAAAUUUAAUUGAUUUGUAAAAGUUUUUCAAAAUAAUUUUGUUUUUGCAGUUAAGAUUUAAUUUAUAAUUAUGAAAAAGAUAGUCAAAAACUUUACAAACUUUUGGCAAACUUUUACAAAUUAUUUUUUUUUACGUUCUAAAGUUAAUUUUCAAAUCAAAUAAAAAUAUCCAAAAGAUUUAUUAAAUGUAAAAAAAUACCAAAAACAUAUUAGAAAAAAAAUUGUACAGACAAAAUAUUCUUCGCUUCUCACGCAGCUUUGUCAAUAUGAUAAUUUUCAGAACCAUUGUAGACCUCUCUACCACUCUGAUAGAAACUCCUUUUCACUUUUUAAGGAGUUUCUCUUCAGCUUUUGCGUCUCUAAAACCGCUUUAAUUUGCCCUGUAUGCUGCACACACUGUUAUAAAGAAUAAAAUGGAUCACUAAUAGCGCAGAAAAUGUUUGUAUUUGUAUUUUAUGGUGAACAGAAAAAAAAAAGUUAUUCGAUAUAGGAAUAUUAGAAUUUAGGUUUUAUUUUCAAAGUUCAUCCCAGCGGCAAACAAUAUUACCCAACAAAAAGACGUCCAGCAGAUUUUAACAGGCACUGUACAAAAACUUUUGCCUCAAAAGAAUCGUGCAAAUUGCGAAGGGUUCGCAUGGGAUGAACGCCCGCACAGUAACUCUUGUCCAUUGAUAAAGAAAAAUUAGUGUAGGAAAAACAGGAAAAAGGAAAAUAUUGUAAAAAAAAAAAUUAAAAAAUAGUAGAAUAUAUUUAACCAUUAGUGCGUAGAAUUGCAAAAUGAAUCACCGUGUAUUGUAAAAGAGAACUAAAAUGAAAACUAAAAAAUACUCAAAAGAGGAAUUUGAUGAAUUGGCUGACAGAGACCAAAAAGUUCCUACAAAAAAAUAUGAGAAAGCAUAGCCUUGAUUCAUCGAAUUCGGCAGCAGGAAAUGCUUGUAAAAAAAUAAAUAAAAUUCACUUUCAGUUACCAUUUUCUUGUUAAUUGUCACAUUAUUGGACUAAUCACGCUCGAUGUAUUAGUGAAAAUAGACUACAGUCAAUUUGAGGUGUAUCAUAGAUGAAAAAAAACACAUAUCAUAUUACUUAAUAAUACUAUACAUAAUAAGAAAAAAAACAUACGUAGCCCAGAGAACAUGAUUAACAUGUACAUAGCACUGGAGAUAUUGUAUACAAAAUGUGUAUUAAAAUUGAAAAAAAAAUGAGGAUUAGUCAAGUGGAAGCACUUGAAAUUACUCAACAAAUCCCUUUAAAAUGAAUUUUAAAAAAAUCUUUUUUUUUUAAUGAAAAAACGUCAGAAUUUUUAUUCUUUUGUACCUAAUGUUUCUUUUUUUUUGGCUUUUUUGGUUUUAAUUCAGAUGAAAAGACGUUGAGAGCCACUAUUGUGGUUUAACAUUAAAGCGUCCAGUUGAAAAGAAAGGAGUGUCUUCAUGCUUUCAGUAGAAUAAACACAUAAGACAAACUGACUAAUUUAGAGAGUCAAAGAACCUUAAAGAAAAGCCAGAUUUUUAAAUUUUUUUGAAGAUUUUGCAAAAAUUAGAAGUUCAAAAUCUAGUUCAUAUUUUAUUAAACAUUUUUAUGGUUUACAGAUAAAAGUGCUAAAUUCGUGAGCUCUAAAAUAAAGAUACCUUUGAACAGUUAAAAAAAAACUCUCAAACGAUCGAAGCUUUAGAUUUAAUUGACUUGAUUAAUCCCAAAUAAAAGGAUUUAAAUUAUAAAGAGAAAAUAAAUCUUUAAAUAAAGCUUUCUUGAGCCUUCUCGAUUGCUUUUCCGACGAAUUUCCUUCAGAAUGAUAAAGAAGCUUUUAGUCUCUACUAUAAGCUUAAAAAAUAUUUUGAAAUUUUUCUCAUCCAUUUAAUGAAAUUUAUUCUUUUAAUUCUUGUUUCAUCUGACAAAUGAAAUUAUAAAAUUGAAGAUAAAUAUACAAAAUUGUCUCGUUUAAAAACACAGAAAAUAUUGAAAUUCUCAAUCUUUUGAAUUUUAAAAAAGAUUACGAAGAAACAAAAUAAAGAAUUAAGCUGAAAAAGCUUUCAAACCUAAAUUUAAAGCUCCAAUUGGAUACUUUUGAAUUUUGGGGGAAAUUCUGAUAAAAUCUUUUCUUUACUUAACAACUGAAAAGUUGCUGUAAGAUUUUGACAGGAUGGGUGUUAUUAAAUCGUUCUAUUGUCGUUCUAGAAAAGAAAACCAAAGAAUUUGUUGUUCAGGAAAAUAGACAGAAAGAUCUCUGAAGAGGCCUGGAAAAGCAAUUUUCCUUCAAAAAUACGAUUAAAGGUAGAAACAAAAUGUAAAAAUCCUAUAAGAUUUUUCCCGAAAUACCAAAAAUCUUAUAACUGACGAAUUGCAAGAAAAGAAAAGAAAAGAUUUUUAUCAGAAUUUACUGCCGUUAAUUUAUCAAGCUAAAGUUAAAAAAAAAUCUCUAAAACUAAACGGUUUUAUUGUGCUAAAGUAAAAUCAAGUAUUUCCCUUGACUAAACCUCAUUUUGCUUUCUGUAAAAGUUUGCCUCUGAAACAUAAUUUUAAAAAAAUGUUCCAGAAGCAAAAAAUAAUAACUAAAUUAAGCAGGACAACUUAAUCGACAUUAUACAUAUCAAACCAAUACCUUAUACUCGUCGUACUGUGUACAUAGGAAUUAGCAGAGUAUGUGAAAUAUUAAAAAAAAAAACAUAUCAUAUAUAGCUGGAAAAGUGAAUUUAGCUAAUGACGAAAUGUGUUCCAAAAAAGAAUUAGAAAAUAGAAGGAAAAAUUUUGCGGAAAACCACCGCUCUAGCUGGAGAGAUGUAGUGAGAAUUACAAUAAAAAGUAUUUAUUGGCAUAUUGAGAAAA